Molecule: messenger RNA, 2178 nt
Organism: Hydra vulgaris (swiftwater hydra)
Lineage: Eukaryota; Metazoa; Cnidaria; Hydrozoa; Anthoathecata; Hydridae
Product: acid-sensing ion channel 1-like
Biological process (GO): sodium ion transmembrane transport
Cellular component (GO): plasma membrane
Molecular function (GO): ligand-gated sodium channel activity
Source: RefSeq, a predicted model, not a curated record
GGAUAAUAUUACUCGUUUAAUUAAUAGUUUGGAGACGUUAAAGAAAAGUAAAUAUAAAGACACUAAGCAACUUUGCCAUUUAAAAAACUCUAAUGACUUUCUCGCAUUGAGAAAUCAGGAAAGAAUUCAAGAAGAAACGAAAGCAGGUUGUUUGGAUUGGUAUAGAUAAGAUUAAAGAAGUUUUAAAGGCAACAAGCCUUGAUAAACUUUUAUGCUAUGGUGAUAUUGAAUUUUUAAAAUCCAGUUGCCUUAUGACCUUGGAGAACAAAGGCAUGAGAUAUUAUUCGGUAAAUAAAGAAAAGAAACAGUUAAGAAAUUGCUGUAUUAAACAAUUAACUCAAGUAGACUAAUCAACUACAGAGUUGCCCCAACAAGUCCUUACCGUCUUAUCACCGAACACCGCGAAAGAGCAUUUAAAAGAAAGUUACCGGUGUUCUGAGACUUGACAAGAAGUGGCGUUGAACCACUGUGCUACGGCUGAUCAAAUUUAACUACCUAGUUUUUCUUUUUUAAAGUAUAAUUGAGAAUAAAGCAAAACUAAUCAUGCAAAAAUUUUUGUGGCAGCAUUUUACCUAAGACAACUUCUUAAUAGCAAAAUUUUGAAAGACCUUAAAUAAGAAUGCUCAACUUUAAAGAUAUAGCACAAAUUACCGUGGAAGCAAUACAAGAAACAAAUGAAGUUACUAAUAAAGAUGAAAAAAAUAUUCAAACUAUACAAGAUUUACGAAAUAAAAAGAUAAGAGAACAUAUAUCGUACAUGAUUGACAACUCUUCAUUUCACGGACUAUCUUAUAUUUUUGAUAAAAGACAUUCUGUUCGUCGCACAAUAUGGUUUUUUAUAACAAUAGCUGCAUUUGCCUAUGCGAUGCAAAAAGUUUAUGAAAGUACAAUGAACUACUUUUCGUACCCAUUUUACACUGUUCGCAUGAGAAUGUAUGUUAAUCAGAUAGAUUUUCCAGCGAUAUCUUUUUGUAAUUUAAACGAUAUAAAAUUUAGUGCUAUGAAUGGUACAAUUGUUGAUGAUGCAGUCGUAACGCAAAAUCAUGAAGCAAAUAUAACAGGUGAAGAAUAUAGAAGCUAUAAUCAAGCAGCCAGACACACAUUAAAUGAAAUGUUAGUUGAUUGUGACUUUGAAGGAAAAAAAUGCUCCCACAAAAAUUUUACAGAAUUUAGUUGGAUGCAGGGAGAAAGUUGCUUUACAUUUAAUUCUGGCAAACCUCCUCAUACUCUGUUGAAAGUGAAAGGAGCAGGUAUAAACAGAAGUUUAAAACUUACCAUCAACGUCCAACACUACGAUUACUAUAGAGACAAAAUGGACUCUGGAAUUCGUUUAAUUCUACACGGACAAGACGAAACACCAGUUAAAAUGAGUGGUUUAACAGUUCCACCUGGGUUUACUACAUACAUUCAAAUAGAAAAAAAGACGAUUAUAAACUUAGAAGCGCCAUACAAAACAAAAUGUGGUUCAGUAAAGUUAAAAUAUUUUGAUAGUUACUCGAUGCAUACCUGCUGGCUUGAACAACUUACAGAUUAUGUUUACAAAACAUGUAAUUGUAAAGACUAUUUUAUGCCAGGAGAUAUCCCCAUAUGUUCGUUUGAUUUGCUGUAUAACUGUGCUUGGCCUGAAUGGGAAACAUUUGACAAACAAAAACUGUAUCAAUGCCCACUACCCUGUAAAAUUGACUCGUACGAGGUAAGUCUCUCCCGAGCCUUAUUUCCAACAGGUCUUUACGCUAGUAGUUUAGCAAAUGAUCUUAGAAAAUAUCAACAAGUUCCCAUCGCUCUAAAAAGUAAAACAGACGAGCUAAUUUUUAUGAGAGAAAACUUACUUCGUCUUGUUAUCUAUUAUGAUGAUUUAGCGUAUGAGUUGGUUGAGCAGAAACCGAGCUAUAAUACAUUGCUAUGGCUGGGUGAUGUUGGUGGUCAAAUUGGAUUAUUUAUAGGAGCAGGAGUAAUGUCUUACUUUGAGUUUAUUGACUGCUUAGCUAUGGUAAUCUACACAAGGUUUUUUGAAAAAAUUAGUUUAAAAAAUCCUACAACUGUAUGAGCUGGCUAUAGGUGAAAGAUGAUGGUACCUGCUAUUGGUGAUGGUACCUAUUAAAGGAAAGCAUUUUGUAAAAGAAAAGCAAUAAUAGCAUAUAUUGUGUUGACUUUUAGAAAAGAAAUAUUAAAAUAUUA